This is a messenger RNA of Heterostelium album PN500, 3657 nucleotides long. RefSeq lists its product as uncharacterized. The record is from RefSeq and is a predicted model, not a curated record. Lineage: Eukaryota; Evosea; Eumycetozoa; Acytosteliales; Acytosteliaceae. The transcript is spliced from 6 exons. Gene Ontology annotation, molecular function: single-stranded DNA binding; damaged DNA binding. Gene Ontology annotation, cellular component: site of double-strand break; nucleus; Smc5-Smc6 complex. The coding region runs from base 1 to 3657 and encodes 1218 amino acids. Gene Ontology annotation, biological process: double-strand break repair via homologous recombination.
AUGAAAAGUUCAACAAAGACUCCAACAUUUGUAAAUAAGGAUGGAUCUGCACCUACCAAUCCAAAAUGUGCAGGAUGUGGGGAGUAUUGUGAAGGUGCUACCUAUGAAGCAUUCGGACACUCCUACCAUCCAAGUUGUUUUCUCUGUGCUGGUUGUCGUCGUCCAUUUCCAUCCGGUAAAUAUUUAAAUAUCAAUAGAAAACCAUAUUGUGAUGGAUGUGGAAAAGCAGCAUUUAUAAAAUCACAAUUGGGUGGAAAUACACCCGCUUUUUCAAAUAAUGGUGGUGGUAAUAAACAACAACAACAACAACAGAAAUCACCAACUAGUAAACCAAAAUCUCAUGUUACUUCACCUACAUCGGUUGGACAACAGCAUCCACCGAAGGAAGAGAAACACUACUCAAAGACAUCGAGUGAACAAGAGAAGAUCAUAAAAGAACAAUUGGAUCAAGUUUCCAAGAGAUAUUCAUCGUCGUUUCAAAUCGAUGAAGCAUCACUCGAGCAGUAUGGCAAUGGUAAUGGUAAUGGUGGUGAUAAUAAUCUAUCUAGAAGAUCUUCAACUAGUUUCAAUUCACCACCAACCUAUUCUCAGACAUCUUCAUCAUCGACAUCGUCAUCUCCAACUACCAAUAGUGUCAAUAGACUUUCAAAGAGAUUUGAAUCGUCACCAUUAAACACUACUACAACCAUUGAACAACAAUCAAACAAAGAGUUUGUAAGAAAUACUUCAAGAUUUGAUAAAGAUCGUUUUGAAUUCUUGAAUAAUUCUAGUAGUAGUACAAACUCUACUUCUUCCUCUUCUUCAUCAUCAUCAUCAUCUUUAUCAAGCAGUAGAGAUAGAGAAAGAGAAAGAGAAACAAAGAGAAAUAGUAUUGCUUUGACUAUAAAGAGAGAGAUUGAAGAGAGAGAACAAAGAGAGAAGGAAGAGAAGGAGAGAAGAGAGAUAGAGCGGGAAUUGGAUAGACAAAAGCAUGUUGGUAAAUUUGAGAAAGAUCGUUUUGGAUUCUUGAAUCAAGCCGCUGGUGGAAGUACAACAUCUGGUGGUAGUAGUAUCAGUGGAAGUAGCAAUUCAUCAUCACCACAAAUAUCACCAUCUACAUCGAUUAGUGAUUUUAGAUCUGCACAAGAGAUGAACAAUAGUCAUAAUAGUACUUAUAGUGGUGGUAGUACUGGUAAGAGAUUGAGUACUGCAUUCCUCACACAGAGAAGAGAGGAAGAAGAAAAGGAAAGAGAAAGAGAGAGAAGAGAUAGAGAUAGACAAAGUGGAAGAUUCACUCAAGAUCGUUUAGAUUUCUUAAAGGGAAAUAGUAGUUCAUCAACAUCAAUGUCAAACAUUACUGAUAAUAAUGUUGUUGUUGGUGGUAGUGGUGGUAGUUCUGUUAAUAAGAGAAAUAGUAUUGCUUUAACAAUGAAGAGAGAAAUAGAGGAAAGAGAACAAAGAGAAAGAGAAGAGAAGGAAAGAAGAGAUAGAGAAAGAUUUGAAAUGAUUGAGCGAGAAAGAGAGGAAAGAAGAGAAAAGGAAAGGGAAAGAGAAAGAUAUGAAAGAGAAAGAGAAGCACAACAAAGAUUAGAGUUUGAAAGAGAACGAGAAAGAGAACUAGAAAGAGAGAGAGAAAGAGAUGAGAAAGAAAGAAAGAGAGAAUCGUUGAGAUUGGAAAAUGAGAGAUUGGAGCGGGAAAGAGUUGAUAGAGAAAAGGUUAAAUUUGAACGGGAGAGAAUCGAGCGAGUGGAACGAGAGAUGGAGCUGAGAGAGCGAAUGGAAGCGGAGCGUUUGGAGAAAGAGAGAGAGGAUCGUGAGCGUUUGGAGAGAGAGCGUGAAGGGAUCGAGAAAGAACGUGAGCGACUCGAGCUUGAGAGAUACGAGAAGGAGCGAGAGUUGGUGAGAAAAGAGAGUGAGCGACUCGCCAAGGAGAGAGAGAUAGAGGUGAAGCAACAAAAGAUAAAGGAGCGUGAGGAGUUGCUGGCGAGGAAAGAACGUGAAACGAAAGAGCGAGAACAGCAACUGGAGAAUGAGCGUUUGGAGAGGGAGCGUGAGAAGCAGGAGUUGGAAAACGAGCGAGAACGUGAGCGUGAGAGAAGACAAAGCGAGCGAGAAGAACGUGAGCGUGAGCGAGAGGAGCAGCUACAAAGAGAGCGGGAGAGCGAGCGUCUGGAAAGAGAGAGAAAGGAGCAAGAGAGAAAACAACAGGAGAUCGAUGAGUACAAUCGUCUACAAGAUGAGAUCAGACAGAGAAAAGAAGAGCGACAGAAACGAUUGGAACAACAGCUGCAAGAGGAAGAGAAAGAACGUGAGAAACGCGCCGAGGAACGUAGACUGCGAAAAGAGCAACGCGAACGUGAACUCCAAGAGGAAGAAGAGAAACUUGCACUGGAGAGAGAACGUCGUCGACAAGCCAAAGAAGAAAGAGAGGCCAAACAUCGCCAGGAACUAGAAGAUUACGAAAGAGAAAGAGAAGAGUUAAGAAGAAAAAGAGAAAGUAACAGUAGUAGUUAUAAUAAUAGCUAUAGAGGAUCAUCUACAACACCACCUAUCUUCAAAGUUGAAGAUGUCAGUUCACCUAUUCUAUUGGCUAAUCUCGGUAUUAGACAUAGCUAUAGUAAUACGAAUAUCAGUAGUAGUGGAAUAAGCAGUGGAAGUGGUAACAGUAGUAUUAGUUCUCCUGGUGGAGACGGUCAUCUUUCACCGAGAAGCGGUGAGAGAAUUAACAUUAGUAUCAACGAUGGCAGUAGUAGUAUUAGUGGUAGCAAUCAGUUAAGAGUUGAUAAUCUACCGGCUUCGGCGGUGUCGUCACCUCACUACAGUAAGAUACAGAAUGUCGUUAGCGAGGAGACGCUGAUGGAAGAGUUUAGAAAGAAACGAGAGGAACGCGAUGAGAAGCGUGCUCUUGAGAAUGCAAAACUAGACGAACAACGUCGUCAGCGUGAAGAGGAGCGAGAACGUCAAAGACAAGACCGAAAACGUGCCGAAGAGGAUGAGGAACGACAAGAGGAAGAAGCAAGACGCAAACGUCAAGAGGAAAGACAAAGAAAACGUGAGGAAAUGCAAAGAGAACUCGAACUUGAAGAACUCAAAAUCAAGAAACAAAGAGAAGAAAGAUUACUCAGACUUCAACAUAAUAAUAACAAUUCAUUAAAAAUAUUGUUGAGUAACAACAAUAAAGGUGCAUCGAACGAGCCACCCGGUUAUCAUAUCUUUGAGAAAUUGAUUGAAUCUUUCAUAACAUUGAUAAAUAUGUCUGUCCCUGUAUUCUUUGAUCUCUCGGGUUCGUUACUAUUCGCUAGAUUUUUGUAUGUUAUUGUAUAUAAAUACAACAAUAUAUAUAAUCUAACUCUAAAAUUCAAAACUUUGUCCGUGUUUAAUCAACGAAUCUCAUCAGGUGUUCUUCCAAAUACAUUGGAGAAACUAAUAUAUGGUGAAUUUUCAAAAUUCAAUCAACCACUCGAACCUCAUGUUUUACCAUCAUCUUUAACCCAUUUGUAUUUGGGAUAUAAUUAUAAUCAAACACUUCAAGUUGGGUCACUUCCUCCAAAUCUUAGAGUUCUUAUUCAUACUAUUUGUAAGAUAUCAGAUGGAAUACUCAAAGAUCGGUCACAAUAUCAUUUCGAAAGACUACCUGUCGAUGGAAUCAAACAAGAAUCACUUGACAACUAUAUUUAA